UGUAAAAUGUACACUUCCGGAAAGGAAUCGCAAGUUGUUCGAUCGUUUGCAUUAUCGCUACGUACAUAACCGAAUGUGUGCUUUCCUUUAAGCAUUGUCAGUGUUUACUUCCAGUAGGCAUAAUUCAUUAAAGACAAAUUUGGGAGUAACUGUCUGCUCACAAUGGGAUCUAAAAAACACAAGGAAAGAGACAAGGAUCAUAAAAGGAAACGCCGGCACAGGUCAAGAUCGCGAUCAAAAGAAAGAAAACGACAUCGUGGCGACGAACGUUCUGAACAAGGACCGGAGAAUAACUAUGAAGAUGACAACUAUGGGAGGGAUAUAGAAACAUUUGAUUAUAACCAUGGUUCUUCACAACAUGUUGAAAAAUCACAACCCCCAUCAGCAUCAGGAGGAGGUGAAGCUUCCUUAAGCAUUGCGGAGACAAAUCGAAUCCGAGCCAAACUAGGACUGAAGCCACUGGAGGUUAAUUCAGGAGUGUCCAAAGAUAGUGAAAAAAAAAGUGGUGAAGAUGUGCACAAGCCUGCCAUUAGCAUCACUCAGGAAAAACAAACGCAAAAGUUGCGUGAAAAGAUGGAACGGAUGAAGGAAAAGAGGAGACUUGGUGAAAAAUUAAGCAAAGUGAAAACACUGGGAGAAAGUGAUUCGGAGGACGAUAUGGUUACCUGGGUGAGGAAAAACAGAAAAACAGAGAAAGACCGAGAAAAGGCAGAAAAGACUGCAAAAAUGUUGGAGGAGAUGGACCAGGAGUUUGGUAUUGGUAAUCUUGUGGAUGAGGAAUUCAGUGUUAAACCUAGGAAUAAUUACACCUCCAAGGACCUGAAGGGUCUGAAGGUACAGCACAACACAGAGCGAUUCAAGGAGGGCAAGACAGUCAUCCUGACACUUCAGGACAAAGGCAUCUUGGAUGAAGACGGAGAUGAUACACUCAUUAAUGUCAAUAUGAUUGAUGAUGAGUUCACAGAGAAAAACUUGGAGAAUAAAAAGAAGAAGCCAGAGUAUCAGCCUUACGAUGAAGCUGAUAAGGAUGAGUACGGAACGUUUAAACCUGUAAAUGUUUUGGAGAAAUAUGAUGAAGAAAUUGAGGGUUCAAAAAAAGACAAAUUUACACUAGAGUCAGGAGGGAAGUAUGACACAGAGCAAGAUAGACAGAUGGAAAAAAUACGAGAACAGCUUCAGCAACAGAGUCAUAGUCUUGGACUGGGAGUGUCUUUACACAUGGCCAAAGAAUACUUCACCCCAGAAGAAAUGGCAGCAAAAGCCUCUUUUAAGAAACGGAAGAAAAAAGAUAGAAAAAUCCGAAAGAAGCAAGUGUUUACAGCAGAUGACCUUCAACCCCUGGAAGAUGAUUCAGCUGAUUUUGGUUCAAGAUCUCGUGGACAAGGGCGACAAGAAGUGCCAGAAGUAAAGCCAGAAGCAGAACAGUCCUGGUACGACACAUCUCAGCCAACAGAUGCAGGCCUGUCCAUGGCUCCAGUAGUUAUUGACUACGGCCAUCAACAUAUUAUUCCAGGGCUGGACAUUCCAGUUGUGAAACAAGAAAUCAUGGAGACUGAGCCUGUCAUUGUGCCAGAUGAGGAUGAAUUAAAUGAACCCAAUGAAGACUUGUCGAGUGUACCGUUUCUGGAGGAUGAAGCUGAGAAUGAAUUACAGAGUGCUUUGUCAAAGGCACGGCGAAUCAAACUGACAAAAGACAAGUCUAAGAUACUGAAGGUAGCAGCUCAGAUUGCCGAAGAGCGAGCCAUCAAGAUAGAACAGGAAAUGGAUGAUGAUAAGGAGGAGACCAACAUAGUACUCAAUUCGACAUCCGAGUUUUGUCGGACACUUGGCGACAUCCCCACCUACGGUCAGUCCGGUAACCGUGACGAGGAGAAGGAAGAACUCAUGGAUUAUGAACGAGAGCUCAUGGAAGACAGGAAGAGACAAGAGGAGGAAGAAGCAACUGGAUGGAACAGAGUUGAGAUUGACGAAACGCCCGUGGACAUUCAGGGAGAGGAGAAGGCCGUCUUGGAUGAUGAACCAUUGGUAAACCAGGGUGUUGGGGCUGCACUGGAGCUGGCAAUGAAAAAAGGCUACCUACAGAAGGAGGUCGUUAAGCAGAACACAUCGGCCAAUCGUGAAGAGCUGGAGGCACAGAACUACUCUAUAGAAGACAAACGCUAUGAUGACAUUGAUGACAAGUAUAGAAAGCGUGGUGAACGGUAUGGAGGUGGUGGUAUGUUGACGGACUUUAAGGAAAAAGACUCCUACAAGCCUGAUGUUAAGUUGGAAUAUGUGGACAACGAUGGACGUAAAUUGAAUGAAAAGGAGGCUUUCCGACAGUUGUCUCACAGAUUCCAUGGAAAGGGCUCGGGCAAGAAAAAACAGGAAAAGAGACAGAAGAAAAUUGAGGAAGAGCAGUUGAUGAAGACAAUGAGCUCCACUGACACUCCUCUAGGCACACUGAACCUACUAAAGGAGAAACAGAGACAGGAGAAGUCGUCCUACGUAGUCCUCACCGGCAACAAGGGCUUCACAUCAAAUUCCAUUGUGAAAAACUAGGAACAAAACUGUACAUCUACAAUCUCUGACCUCGGAGCCAAAUGGUGCAGAAGGUUUUGAGGAGGUAGAUAGGAGCUGUGACUUCUGACAAAUACGCGAGGAAAAGCAGUUUGACAAACGACAGUGGUUCUGAGCAGAAUCCUUGGUGUCAGCUGUGCCGGUGAAAGGGAAAAUUCCUCCCUUUAUCCUUGGACAGAAACAGAGAGGAGAAUCCUUGGUGUCAGCUGUGCCGGUGAAGGGAAAAUUUCUCCCUUUAUCCUCGGACAGAAACAGUGAGGAGAAAGAUUUUUCUCAGGAAGAGAUUCCUGACCUGAUUAACUGGUGUUUAACAAAGCCAGGAAUAGUGCCUGUUCCUCCAUCGUCAAGUGACUGAAAUGUAACGGCAGAUGCUUAGGCUACACCCUUACUGGUGAAUUUGUGAAUAAGGCCUGUUCCUUUGGACCAAAAGCUACAUUAACUGAUGGUCUUGGCAAGGUCAUUUAAGGCUUGCAUUAAUCUUCAAAGAUUUGCCAUGUUUUACACCUGGAAAUGUGGCAUCAAAAAUGAGAAUCAUUGACUUGGUCCAGACAUUAAAAUGUAUAAAGUUCCUUAGUGAAUCUAUGACAUGUUAUACAUUAAUUUGAAAAAACACAUGAUUUGUUCUUAAACAUGGUAAGCUGGUACAUGUUUAUCUGUCUAUCUUGGCAUUAGUGAUACAAUGUGUUGCCGUAAUAAAUGGUCCCCUGAAGUCAGUUAGUUUGGAACGUUUCUGACAGUUAAAUACAGAUUUUGUGUAGUUUUUUUUGUUUUUUUUGUUUUGUUUUGAUAUACCAUGCAAAAAGUUUCUGAAAUGUUAACACUUACUUAAAUUUCACAAGAAAAAACAAUUGUCUCAAAAAUAUGCUUGUUUCUAUAAGUAACUUGCACUUGUGUAGGAGUGCACAUGCUUAAUUAGGUGAUCAUGUACUGUAUUUCUAUCAGAUGUGUCUUAUGAAUUGUAAGGCUAUGUGGAUAAUGAAAACCAGCACGUCUCACCAGUACGUUUCUUGUAAAUAACAAAGUUUAUGGUUCGUAAGAUUUUCCUUGGCUUAAGUAAUUAAUUUCCUAGUUAAGGAAUAAAUCUUAGUUGAUAUGUUUUACGAAUCUGAAGCCAGGUAAAACACAAUCAAUAUAUGUCUUGAUAAAUAAUAAAACAAGAUCCCAUGUGAAAUGAAACAUACUUCACAAGGGAAAAACCCUGCAGAUUUGAAUAUUUUACAUGUAUCAUCAUAGAGUCAUGUUUAAAUGUUACAUCACAAUUAAAACAUGUUAUCAAGUUAAUUGUGAGGCUGUAUUUGAUAGUUUCAGAUAUGCGGAACAACCGGUUUAUUUGUUUUAACAUUUUCGGGUAUAAAUCUGGGCGGACCUGAUUACUAGGUCAGACCUUAUUUUACAAACCAACAAAGUUGGUCCAACCGUUAAGAUCAUGAUAAACAAAAGUGGCCGAGACCAUGUAGAUUUCAUUGAUAACAGAUACAUGUGUAUUUCUAUCCUGAGUAUACCACCAUUUGUUUUGACCAUCUGAUUUGAAACAGCUUGUUUUCAAUAAAAUAUAUGUA
This is a messenger RNA of Mizuhopecten yessoensis (Yesso scallop), 4118 nucleotides long. RefSeq names its product U4/U6.U5 tri-snRNP-associated protein 1-like. Gene Ontology annotation, biological process: mRNA cis splicing, via spliceosome; maturation of 5S rRNA. The coding region runs from base 163 to 2541 and encodes 792 amino acids. Gene Ontology annotation, cellular component: U4/U6 x U5 tri-snRNP complex. The transcript is spliced from 20 exons. Lineage: Eukaryota; Metazoa; Mollusca; Bivalvia; Pectinida; Pectinidae. The record is from RefSeq and is a predicted model, not a curated record.